AUGACUUUAUCGAGUUCCGAGGAAAUCGCUCGGAUCCUAAUGAGAACUGGAUAUAAGCCAGUAUUGGAAGAAUAUUCAAAGAUGGCAAAAGAGAAACAGAAUACCUCAUAUGUUCCACGUUUUUUUACAUCUUAUCGUGUAAAAUCCCACGAAUAUACAAAUAUUUUCAACGAGAUGGCAACAGAAGAAAGCCUUUCUGAUAUACUGAACAGUAUUCCAACAACAGAAGAUAUAAAUAAACUGCGCGAUGAAUUUGAACAAAUGGUAUUAUCUCCGUCAGGACUUCCUGUUCUUGGUGUUAAACGUGAAAAUAGAACAAUGAGAUACAUGCAAUACCAACAACUUCGUUCAAAAUGGCCAGAAAAUCUUCAGAAAUUAUUAUCAACAAAACUCUUCUUAAACAUAGGUGGGAACUCUCUUAACACGAUGUUUUACGACAAAUUUUUCGAUUUUCUUUACUUUUUACCUCGAGCUGCAUCUCAUUUUCUCGAAUUACGAACUUAUGAUCCCUACAGAACGGGAACUAUCAGUGACAUUGCUUUUUUAAAGUAUGCUAGACAGUUUGCAAGUCAAAUGGCUUUUGUCAAAUUACAACAAGAAUCAAAUCCGCAUUUUCUCGAUCAGUACGUAACUAUAAUAUUCAACUUUGUCUUUAUGUCGAUUGAUUACCUCAAAACUGGCAUUGCACCCAUCAAAAGUCUCAUUAACUCUCCAUUUUUAUAUUAUUUCAUCAGUCUCGACCCAGAUGACGAAGAUUGCAACUUUGACCGCAACAACAUAUUCUCUCUUAGUUCAGCCAACUUCAUUAUUACAGAAUUCCACGAAGCAGAUACAGAUGGUGAUGGAAUUUUAACUUCUGACAAUUUAACUCAUCUUUCAACUGUUCAUUUGAGCCAUGCCUUUGCAGAUUCACUUGUAUCAUGUUGUACUAACAGAGCUACGGACUUUUCCUGGUUCGUGAGGUUCAGAGCGUCAUGGGAAAACUUAGGAACUGUUUGGGCAAAUUCUUUUAUUUUCGACGCGUUGGAUGUCGACGGAGAUGGUUUUAUUAGCAAUGAAGAUGUUGAUUUCUAUAUCAAGGAGAUAGUACAUGAAGCAAGAAUUGCUAUUUGUAAUGAUGAUAUACCAAUUAAACCAAAUCUUCCUGAGAUUUAUGAUACAAUGAAAUUUGAAGAUUCGAAACUUUCGAAAGAAAAGUUUUUGCAGACAAAGAAUGCUGAUUUCUUGGUGAAAAUGCUUGGUGAUGUUAGGUAUUUUGUAUUGGCUACAACAGGUAUUGAUUUGUUUUCAUCUUCUGAUUCAAACUCUUUUUGA
This is a messenger RNA of Trichomonas vaginalis G3, 1314 nucleotides long. RefSeq names its product positive regulation of B cell differentiation protein family. The record is from RefSeq and is a predicted model, not a curated record. Gene Ontology annotation, cellular component: spindle; centrosome. The coding region runs from base 1 to 1314 and encodes 437 amino acids. NCBI's taxonomy places the organism in Eukaryota, Parabasalia, Trichomonadida, Trichomonadidae. The transcript has a single exon. Gene Ontology annotation, biological process: regulation of dephosphorylation; cortical cytoskeleton organization; microtubule cytoskeleton organization. Gene Ontology annotation, molecular function: calcium ion binding.